AAUUUAAUAUUCGCGGUUCGAGUCGAAAAGACCCGACAAUUUCGAGUGAAUAAUACCGAGUAUAAACGAUAACCCGAUACCACCGCCACAGUCGGUUUUCUGCCGGCCCCGAUGAACGAUCAUCGGAUGCCGGCGUUACGGUACACUAUUUUACGUACAUAAACUUUCAUUAUUUGUAUCCUUCUUAUUUGAGUUUAAUAUUUCAUUGAUAUACCCUUUCAAUAAAUCCAUACACAAAUACACAGUUAUAUUAUUCAAGUGAUUGUUAAAAUAUCAACAAAUUUGCUUAGUUUAUCAAUUUUUAUAUUCAAGUUUUAUUGAAUUAAAAUAUAUUAAGUAAACAAAUGUUUUGAGAGAGAGAGAGAUAUAUAAAGAAGACAAAAAAAAAAAAACAUAACAUUCCAUUGAGAAAUACAUAAAGAGGCUGAAACAAGUCGACUGUCUGGAGGACAAUAGAAAGGACUUGGACUCGGGUCACGUUAAGUGCAUAUCGUGAGACGAAUAAGAAAAUAGAGUUACCAGAAUGAAGAGUCGAGAAGAUAAUAAAAAAAUGUCAAAGGAUUGUAAAUAUUUUGUGCAACAUGCAUGGAAAAAAGAUCUUUGUGCAAAUUGUUUUGAAUCACGUGAGGAACAUUUGAAAAGAAUUGCAAAGACAAAGCCAUAUGUUGUUAAAGAUGUUAAAAAUAUACAGGGUAUUCUUCGUGAGCAUCAGCGUCAAGAAAAAAAAUAUAAAAAAAAAAAUAAUGUUAAAUUUCCAGAAACACUAGCUGAAAUAAUUGGCUAUGGUGGUGAACAAUACAGUGAUAGUGAAUCUGAUCCAUCAUCAAAUGAUGUUGAAAUUAUUGAUAGUAUGAUAAGUAAAAAAAAAAAUGGUAAAGAUGAAGUUGAUCGAGAUAAAGACUGGGAACAAGAUAGUGAAGAAGAUCGUGCUCUUAAUAAUCUUACACGUUUAAAUACAAAUUUUAAUGCUGUAACUGAAAAUUUAACAGUAUCAUCAACAACAUCAACAACAACAGCAACAAUAAAUAAUGAAAUUAAAAAGCCACUUGGUUCACUUAUGCUUGGAAAAAUAAAUAAAGAUUCAGAAGGUAAAAAAACAACAUUAUUAAUAUCAGUAACACCAUUUGGUGCUGAUGAUACAAUACCAACAGCUAAAAGGCCUGUUGAAAAAAAACGUUGUGAUGAUAAAAAUAUUGAAUUAGAAAAAAUAGUUGAUAUGCCAUUAAUUGUACCAAGUACUAAUACUACAACAUCAACAACAAUAAUUAAAAAAACAGAAACAAAUUUAACAUCAUUAAAUAAUAAAAUUAAAACAAAUGAAAUUUUAUCAAGUGUUUUUACUUCUGAAUCAAAAGAUGAUAAAAUUAUUGAUAAUAUACUUAAAGAAGAUAAUAAUAAAAUAACAGAGAGUAAUGACAUGACUUUUGAAGAUAUUUGUAAUCGAACUGUUGAGGGUGAAUCACUGUCAAUUGAUAACAACAGUGAGACAUUAUCAUCAACAAAUAUUAUAACUGAUAAAAAUAGUCGUGAAGAAGCUGGUGUUCCUGAUGGUGAAGAGGAUGAAAAAGAAAAAAGUAUUUCCAUUGAAACAUCAUCAAUUAUUUCAUCAACAACAACAGAACCAAGAUAUUCAUUUUUACAUUCAGAAACAAUUUCUAAAAAGUCUGUAUUUUCAACAAAACCAAUUAAUGAACAAAAAAAUAAUUCAAAAAAAAUUAUUGAUGUAUUUGAUGAAACGAAAAAUUCUCCAAUAUCAUCACAAACAAAAACAACAACAACAACAACAACUCCAACACCAACACCAACACCAGAUAAUAAUGAAUUUAUAACAUCAGCUAUAAAAGAUGAUAAUUCAACAUUUGAAAGUCAAUCAAUUGGUUAUUCAAAACGUAGAAUGGCACCAAAACCACCAGAAAUAAAUUGUGAUGAUACAAAUAUGCCAUUAUUUGCUAGAAAACAAAAUUUUAAAUCAUAUUUAAAAUCAGAUUGUCCAGUUGUACGUGAAAAAGAAAAAAGAGAACGUGCAUCAUCAUCAUACAGUCCAAAAUUAAAAAAAUCAAUGGAUACAUAUCAAAAUACAUCAGAUAUAUCAAAUAAUAAUAAUAAUUUAAUAAAUGAUAAUGAUUAUUCUGUAACAUCAAUAUCAAGAAUAAGUGGAAAUAUAUCUUAUUCAUUACCAACAGUAUCAACAGAUGAAUUAGAUAAUUGUUUUGAAGAAAAAAAAAAAAGUAAAUCACGUUUUUUACCAUUUAAAAAAUUAUUACGUAUGGGUGGUUCAAGAAAAGACUUAAAUCUUGUAUCAACAAAAUCAUUUUCAACAACAAAAGUUGAUGAUAUUACAUGUGGUUUAUCACCAAAGCCAAGAUUAGAAAUUAUUCAUCCAUUAGAACUUAAUGGUUCUGCUGUUGAAGUAUUACGUCAUGAUAAAUUGGUUAAAUUUAAUGAUGAAAUAAUUCAUGGUGAUACUAAACAAGAUGUAAACCACAAUACAACUGCAAGACUUGGAAAGCCACCACCACCACCAAGAUCAACUGACACAGAUUCAACAAACCAAAUAAAUAAAGAGUCACAAUCACCAAAUUUGGAUAACAUGAUGAAAUUACAAACAUCAAUGAGAGGCUGGCAACAUACUAGUGCUGUUGCUGGUGAUUCAAUUUAUGCUAAUUUGGCAACGGAGAAUGUUGCAGGUGAGGUGAGAUGUGGAAUAGCACCAUCAAAACCACAGAGAACAUCUAGCUUGAGACGCGAUAAUGAAAAUUCAACAAUUCAAUCGUCACCAAGAAGUAUCAAGUCAUCAAAAGAUUAUACUAAAUUUAAUUUGUCUGAAGUACCAACAAACACAAAUUCACUUGAUCCGACAACUAGUGAGUGUCAUGAUGCAUAUGAAUUACUCUCAAGUUCACCAGAAUGUGAUUCAAAUAUUGAAUUACGUAGACAAACAAAUGUGACACCAAGUAGAACUAAUGUUACGAUUAAAAGAAAUUCCGAACUUGGUAUUUGUAAUGUUGGACAUAAUCUUCAAUACAAAUACAACAAACCAAUGUUUGUAAGGUCAAAUUCACUUCCAUAUUAUGGUAGUGAGACAGAAAGUGAGCUAAGUACACCAGAUGGUUUCUACACAGGAAAUGAGGGCGCCGAGGAGGAUCAUGACUGGAAAUGUAAAAAUGAUGAAUAUUCAAUGGCUAAAAUUCGUCAGGGUAGAAAUCGAUGUGUCGUUUAUCGUAGUCUUGAGGAUAAUUAUGGUGCUGUUGUUGUUGCUAAUCACGAAUCUCUUGCUCAAAUGCUUGAACGACUUUCACAGACAGAUCAAUUAUUACCAAUAAAUUUACGUAAUUUAAAUUUAUCAAAUGUACGAUUACAAAAUUUUAUCAUUGACAUUGAUACAGUUAAAAUAAUUGGAAAGCGUAUAUUUUGUUUUGCAUCAUGGAAUAAAAAUUCAUUUACACUUUGUCUGUCUGUUGAUGGUCUACUAUCAUCAGUACUUUCACAAAAAGAAUUUUGUCUCAUACCAAUUACUGAAUUUAUUGAUAAAAUAACAAAUGAAAUUAUACCAAGUAAUUUAUUAUCACCGGAAAUGAUUAAUACUGAUGUAACUGUAUCAAUUCUCGCACCAAUUGAAAUAUCAACAAUCAAAUUAUUCUUAUCAACAUUAUCCAAAAAUCAUCAAGAUCAACAAAAUAAUAAUAAUGAAUUUAUAAAUAGAGAAUGUUAUCUCAUACUUUUGCAAUUUAUAAAUGUAUUAAAAAAUUUACAAGCUCGUGGAAUUGAAGAAUUGCCAAUGAGUCUUAAUAAUUUUUUACUCGCUCGAGAUGACAAAGAUACGUCUUAUCGUCUUUAUCAUCUUCAAUGUUUACAUACGGAUCACCCUUGUGAUGAUCGAGAAGAACAAAUAUCAUUAUGUCAUAGUGCUCUUGUUGCACUUAAAGAGCUUAAUUUGAUUGAUAAAUUACCGAUAGUACAACAUCUUUUGAUACGUGAACGAGCUGUUAGUUUAUCACAGGUCAAAGCUGUGUUGGAAUAUUCACUGUGGGGACCAUCAAACGUGACGAUGAAUAUUUGGAAAGAGAGAGAAAUUGUGUUGCAAAGAUGGCUAGAUCUUGAAAGAGCAACAAUAUUACAUGCAUUAGUAAGAACACGUCCACAAUUAACUGUUACUGAUGAAUAUCAAUUAAUAUUUCUUGUUAAUACAACAGCUAAAACAAUGUGUGAAGCAUCAAUUCUUCUUGAUGAACAAAAAAAAAAAUAUAAUAAUUGCAAUGAAAAUAAUAUUUAAGUUAAUGAGAUAAUAUAGUUUUAAAAAUGUU
Molecule: messenger RNA, 4304 nt
Organism: Aphidius gifuensis
Lineage: Eukaryota; Metazoa; Arthropoda; Insecta; Hymenoptera; Braconidae
Exons: 11
Coding region: 524-4273 (1249 amino acids)
Source: RefSeq, a predicted model, not a curated record